Molecule: messenger RNA, 1168 nt
Organism: Suncus etruscus (white-toothed pygmy shrew)
Lineage: Eukaryota; Metazoa; Chordata; Mammalia; Eulipotyphla; Soricidae
Gene: SLC25A40
Product: solute carrier family 25 member 40
Exons: 12
Coding region: 115-1128 (337 amino acids)
Biological process (GO): mitochondrial transmembrane transport
Source: RefSeq, a predicted model, not a curated record
CGUCCCCACCGGCGUCCUCAGAUUUUCAGCUACUGAUGUUAGAAACAACAAAAUAUUGGACAAUAGAAUUGAAGAAACGACUUAAGCCAGAUUUUUCUUCACCAAAUUUAAAAUAUGGAUCCUGAAACACAGGAGCCACAGAUUAUCCAAGCAACACCUCUUCAGCAAAUGUUUGCCUCUUGUACUGGAGCUAUAUUGACAUCACUGAUGGUCACACCCCUGGAUGUUGUUAAAAUUCGACUGCAAGCCCAAAACAAUCUAUUCUCCAAAGGAAAAUGUUUUGUAUAUAGUAAUGGACUUAUGGAUCAUGUAUGUGUUUGUGAAGAAGGCAACAAAGUAUGGUAUAAGAAGCCAGGACGAUUCCAAGGAACAUUGGAUGCCUUUUUGAAAAUAAUUCGAAAUGAAGGCAUUAAAUCCCUGUGGAGUGGCCUUCCUCCUACUUUAGUGAUGGCAGUUCCUGCCACCGUUGUUUAUUUUACCUGUUAUGAUCAAUUAAGUGCUCAUCUGAGAUCUAAAUUAGGAGAAAAUGAAAACAGCAUACCAAUCAUUGCUGGAGUUGUGUCCAGGUUUGGUGCCGUCACUGUGAUAAGUCCAUUAGAACUAAUUAGAACUAAAAUGCAGUCUAAGAAGUUUUCCUACAAGGAGCUACGUCAAUUUGUCUCCAAGAAAAUAUCUGAAGAUGGUUGGAUUUCUCUUUGGAGGGGCUGGGCUCCUACUAUUCUUAGAGAUGUGCCAUUCUCAGCAAUGUACUGGUACAACUAUGAAAUUUUAAAGAAGUGGUUGUGUAAAAAAUCUGGUUUAUAUGAACCAACAUUUAUGAUCAACUUUACUUCAGGGGCAUUGUCUGGAUCUUUUGCAGCUAUUGUAACUUUACCGUUUGAUGUGGUAAAAACACAGAAGCAGACGCAGUUUUGGAUAUAUGAAAGUCAUAAAAAUCCUGUGCCUUCACAUUUGUCAACCUGGGUUAUACUGAAGAACAUUGUUGCUAAGAAUGGAAUUUCUGGGUUAUUUGCAGGCCUGAUUCCUCGUUUGAUUAAAAUUGCUCCUGCUUGUGCCAUUAUGAUCAGUACAUAUGAAUAUGGAAAGAAUUUUUUCCAGAAACAAAAUACUCAAAAGCAAUACCAGUGAUGCUGUUUCAUCAUGAAAUUACAACCAUAGAAAAUAAUAA